AUGUUGAAUACGGAUCCGACAUUACAAAAUUUUCGCAUCAAUGUCAAAGGUGCAAGUAUCGAGUCGACGGGAAGUAGUCGCCAGCGUCGAAAGGCCGAUAAAAUAAAGAUUCAAGACUUAUCAACAAGUCAAAUUAUUCCCGAUGUGAAAGACAGUCAAAUUUUGAAAUUGAACGAUGUUAGUGUCUUCGGUAUAAAAGACUACUCUGGAAAUGUUCAAUCUGUGUAUGCCAUUCAAACAGAUAAUGCUAUUUACACGAUUGACAAUAGUCGAAUUGCUCGAAUCCAAUCUCUACACGAAACUUUUCUUUUCAACUAUGACAACACCAACAAUCAUUAUGAAGUGUUGGUUGUAUCAAAGAAUAAUUCAUAUCAAAUACCAGCAACUUACGACAUACCUAAUGUCACAUUUCCGACCCCUGUAUUUGAAUUACCACCAGAUGGAAUUGUACCAGAUUUCUUUACCGGAGUAAUCAUUAAAUUGACUAAUAAGAUUAGUGGUCGAUUAAUUAAGGAUGCCACUUUACAAAUGAAUUAUUUUGAUGCAAAUCGUGGCAAUAAAAGCUCUGUAAUGUUGAAUCUUGGUGGUGGACGAUAUUAUGUACCGUUACCUACCAAUGACACAUCAAUCGACUACUAUUUUGAUACACAGAAGCUACUUAUGACGAUUACUCAACAGAGCGAUGCAUGCAUACAAUUGAUGCAAGCCUAUCCAAUCUCCGACAUGUGUUCCAAAGUCCCAGAUUCGAUUAAGUCUUUUUGCUUGCUGAUAGCUCAAGAAAUGACUGUUAAGAUUCCAGAUACUCUACGUACAGUAUCCAUUUAUAUUUCCGAUGUUCCAUUGCAAGCUCGCUCAGUUGGUCACCUUAGUAAUUUCGAAAUCAUUGCUUACGUUCCCGGAGAAGAAUCAUCAAUAGUACCUUUGAAUACCAACAAUUCGAUUAGAUUGAAAAGACAGAUUCAAACGACUGUUGGCGACAUUAGUAUAGAUCCAAACACACUGAAUGAAUUUUCCAUUCAAAGCAGUGGUACACAAGGAGAAUGCAACGAACAAAGUGUGUCUGGAGGCGAUACACCUGAUGACAGAACAUUCAAUAUUGGGAAAUCAAAUACGAAAGUGGUAUUUACUUAUGGUACCUAUACUGUUAAAGAUAAAAUCGAUGUUUAUUACAUGAAUCAACCAGUUUUCUCAACUGGAUGCGUUGGUGCGAGUGGAAUGACUACUAUAUCAUUAGACGGUACGGAUACUCGAUUGCAAGUAAUUGUAUCUCCAAAUUGCGCUGGUGAAACUGGAACUGCUUGGUAUUAUACAAUCGAAUGCUUGACCACCUUAAUUUGUGAGGACAAUGUUUGUUAUUGUGGAGUUUAUCGUAGACAAUCCAGCCAAACGAGUGCACCCUCGAGCAAUGGCUGUGGAGGGCAGGGUUCACCUUGGAACUUCAUUGUUCAACCACUAGGUAGUGCUUGGGAAUUCACAUCUGCUUGUGAUGCACAUGAUAGAUGUUAUUCAACAUGCAACAAACUCAGAUCAGAAUGCGAUAAUAAUUUUCUUUCGGAUAUGAUGUCUUCCUGUACAACACAUUGGAAUGAUGAUCCUGAUCGACUUCGAGCUUGUCAAUGGUGGGCAGGAAAGUUUUAUGGGCGCGUACAUGCGAGUGGUGCUAGCUUCUUCGCUGCUGCCCAGGAAGAAGAUUGCGAUUGUACUUCGAAACGACGAAGACGUAGUGUUACAAACAACAAUGCAAUGUUGACGACAUAA
Rotaria sp. Silwood1 is the source of this 1758-nucleotide messenger RNA. The record is from the annotation of a GenBank genome assembly. NCBI's taxonomy places the organism in Eukaryota, Metazoa, Rotifera, Eurotatoria, Philodinida, Philodinidae.